UACCCAGUUGCCAGCUCUCCCAUAUUGCUUAGCGCUGUGAGUGUGCUGAAGUGUACAGUAGCUACUACGGCUGUCCUUGCAAUUUAGUUCUAGUAGUUGGAGAAGGUUUAAGCUUCGCAGACUCCUGAGCGGCGGAGGCAACAGAAACGGGAUCUGACCUAAAUAAAUAGUCAAUACUUCUGGUCGGGGAGAACCAAGGACCCGGACGCGGAGAGUAGAUGAGGACUUAGGACAGGAAAAGUGGAUCGAAAUUUCAAAACUGACUUGUAAGCGAUGCGCUGGCAGCAUGGCCAAAUGGUUCAAGGAACACCUAGGGUUCAAAACCACCAAAGCGCCACCUCCGGCUCCCCCAAAGCCGGACUACAGGCAUUGCCUCUCCGCUGUGUCAGGCAACCACCAGCCAAGCUCGGCGGCCACUUGUCACUACCCGAGUCCCGCACAGCCGGACAUUCUAGCAGCUUACAAACUACAGAAAGACAUGGAUUUCGAGGACCCUUACACAGGAGGUGGAAAUGUUUCACUCUCAACAGGUUUGAGUUCUUUGGGCUCGCCAGAUAUAAAAUACGUGUCACCAAAGCACCGUCUUAUCAAGGUGGAAACGAUCGAGAAAACCAACUCGACUCCAGGCAGCGGCAUACUACCAGCCACAGCGGUUUCUGCUGUGAACGUGAAAUCUCCUACUUCCCCUCCCGCUGAGCAAGAAAACAAACAAGAAAAGCCUAUUAUCCUGGAGGACUAUGCUGACCCUUUCGAUGCCAAACAGACAGGCGGGACCCAGGCCACCACAGAGAAAGUCCCGGAAAACGAUGGCUACAUGGAGCCCUAUGAGGCCCAGAAGAUGAUGGCAGAGAUCCGAGGUGGGUGGGGACCGAAGGACGGCCCAGGGCGGCAGCAGCUGCCCCUGUAUGACACGCCCUACGAGCCGACGGAGAACGGGGGGGACCUGGACCCGGAACGCUCUCGCUGCCCCCGGGAGAGCAGGCUGCCCCAGGACGAUGAGAGGCCCCCCGAAGAGUACGACCAGCCCUGGGAGUGGAAGAAGGACCGGAUCUCCAAGGCCUUCGCAGCCCUGCUUUGUUAUGACUGCAUUAGCUACGAGGGCACUGUACCCGCCAUUGGAUCAGACUCCCAGAAGAGAAAGGAAGACAGCGUCACUAAACCCCCCAAAGUAGAGAUUAAAGUCAUCAAGGACCUGCCCUGGCCUCCCCCGGUCGGGCAGCUCAACAGCAACAGACCAUUAGUCGAGGGUGUGGAGGCUCCACCCCCACCGGUACAGCCUGCCCUCAGACAGGCUAUCUGCGACCAGCAUCAUCACGUGCAGUUUGACGGCGUGGAGAAGCCCCAAAUCUCGCCCACCAAGGAGGGCAAGGCACGUUUGUCCCAGAGGCACUCCAGCGGCUGCCUGGUGAACACCAAACUGGGCUCACUGGACCACUGUGCCCCUGCCCUAGGAGAGCGAAUCGACCCCUCCAUGCCCCUUGAGAGCCAGUUCUGGUACCAUGGAGCAAUCAGCCGGAUCGACGCGGAGUCCCUGCUGAGACUGUGCAAAGAGGCCAGCUACCUGGUCAGGAACAGCGAGACCAGCAAGAACGACUUCUCCCUGUCCCUCAAGAGCAGCCAAGGCUUCAUGCACAUGAAACUGUCCCGGACCAAAGACAACAAGUACGUCCUGGGCCAGAACGGCUGCCCCUUCGACAGCGUGCCCGAGAUCAUCCACUUCUACUCCAGCCGCAAGCUGCCAAUCAAAGGGGCCGAGCACAUGUCCCUGCUGUACCCCGUGGCUAUCAGAACACUGUAGUGCAGCUGCGCGGCACGCCCGCAGAGCCCGCAGGACACGGAAAAGAGGGGUCACCCCAGGGGCAUGAACGACUUCCCCUCUGGGCUCCACUCCACUUCCCCUCACCAGAGUCCUGGCCCUAACUGGUCAGAGGGAGUGGUGAGGAGCAUAUAGGUCAAAGGUCAGAGGGAAAUGGGCGGGGGAUGGUUACACUGCUGCGGCGGCUUCUCUCGUUAACCCUCCACCCUGGUCUCAGAGCGGAGUCUUUUUCUCCAUCUCUCACCGCAUUCCUAAGACCUCUCCACCGGAAUGUAUGUGAGGAGCCAAAGAGCUCAGCCAGUGCCAGCUCCCCACACCUCCUCUUCUUCAAGUUGGCCCUCUCAUUAUUUUGAAGCAAGGAAGUAGAACAUUUUUUUUAAACGAGUUAUAUUGUGAAAGUUACUACUGUUUUUUUUUCCCUUUACAUUUUGUUCAAUCAAAUGUGAUGCUUGUAUUUUGUAGUACUUGUGUGUUUCUCUGCCACCAUUUGUUGCUUACAGUGCAGUCUUUACACACUGACCAUCUUUUCGGGGGAAGGAACCUUCCAGAAAUCAUGUAGCCUGUAUCUGACUAAAGGGGUGGAGCAGGAGUGGCCAAUGAGAAUCCAUGAGCAUGUUUCAAGCCUAUCCCCUUUUACAUGUUUUGUUUCCCCCGUUCAUCUUUCGUUAAUGUAAUUGCUCUUAUUUCGGUUUGGUUGUGCACAUGUGACAAUAAAUUAUUAAAAAAUAAGAUAAUAAAAUAAUAAACAAUAUGAUGAAAUGA
Messenger RNA from Anguilla rostrata (American eel), 2578 nucleotides. RefSeq names its product SH2 domain-containing adapter protein F-like. The transcript is spliced from 8 exons. Gene Ontology annotation, molecular function: phosphotyrosine residue binding. NCBI's taxonomy places the organism in Eukaryota, Metazoa, Chordata, Actinopteri, Anguilliformes, Anguillidae. Bases 287 to 1798 code for a protein of 503 amino acids. The record is from RefSeq and is a predicted model, not a curated record.